GCUGGGGGAGACCUGCCAAAUCUCUUUCUCUGAUGAUCAUAUCACGGUAGAUCCUCUUCUCAUCUGCAAGCAAAUUAUUACAGCAAUUCAUCACGGCAGAACUUGCACAGGUUCGUCGUUCCGAGGUUCGGAAGUUGCGGCUUGUUGGUGGAUUGUGAUCGUCGAAUAUAAUGGCUGGUUGCUUCGGUUGUUUUCAUUUUGAUCGUCAUCCAAAAGCCAGUGCAGCAGCUCCGAUGCUGCACCAGUCGUCCUGUCAGGUUGCGGACAUCAGCCACCUGCUUGGGACAGAUGGCAAUGGAACGAAGGCUAAGGAAGUCAGCAAGCUCAGGUCAUUGGUUCAAACACCACAGCAUGGCCAGUAUGCGUACGAGGAAGUUGGGCACCUUGGGGAUGCUCAGCAGAGGACCCUCAAGCUGAUGAGGCAUAGACGGUCAAAGGAGCUAGUGGCUGUGAAAUAUGUAAGGCAGUCUGCAGACACGCUGCUUGACAAGAACGUGGAGCGGGAGAUCCUGAAUCAUAGGCAGCUAGUCCACCCGAACAUCCUGGCCUUCCGGGAGGUCUUCACAACAGAUACAGAGCUGGCAAUUGUGGCGGAGUAUGCAUCAGCUGGACAGCUGGCGGAUAAGUGCACUAGCCCCAUGCCAGAGAGGGAGGCGCUGACCCUGUUCAGCCAGCUCCUAGACGGGCUGGCCUACUGCCACAGCAAGGGUGUCUACCAUCGCGACCUGCGCACCGAGCUCAUCUUCCUCUCUGGCAGCGUGUUUGCGCCGACGCUGAAGAUCGGCGGCUUCGGCUUCUCCAAGAGCGCGGCGAUGGACUCUAUGGCAAAGACGGCGGUGGGCUCGCGCGGCUACAUGGCGCCUGAAGUUCUGCUGGCCACCGGUGCCUACGACGCGGCAGCUGUUGAUGUGUGGGCGUGCGGCGUGGUGCUUUACCAGAUGCUGACCGGGCGCAUGCCCUUCUGUCACGACGCCAACGCGAGCGGCGUCCUGGACCGCGCCAUGAUGCAGCGCAUUGUGCGCGGCCAGUACUACCUGCCAGGCGAUAUUGCGCUGUCGCUGGAGGUGCAGGACCUGCUGGCGCGCAUCUUCCGGCCGGACCCCAAGCACCGCAUCGGCCUGGCCUCCAUGCGCCGCCACCCCUGGCUGCACGACGGCGCGCCCUCCGUCCUCAGCCCCGCGCAGGAGCCGGCCGCGGCCGACGUCGCGCCGCUGCAGAGCGAGGAGGGCAUCCGGGAUGUCAUCCACCGCGCCAGGCAGCGCCGGCUGCAGCAGCAGCGCAGGCUGAGUUCUACCGGCGUGGGGGCGCUUGGGAGCAAUCGGCAGCCGGCGCUGGACAGGACCAGCCAUUCCUUUGCUGUAACCGCCAACGCCUAGAGACAGCCGGUGGCGCGGUCUUUAGAGCUGGGAUUAUCAUGUACAGUUGCCAAGUAUGCAUAAGCACUGAACUCAAUGAGUGAAAGGGUUUUGUAUUGUGGCACCAAUGAAUAGCUGGAAUGUAUGGCUGUGAAACAAUGCAUCAUGGUGCUCACUGAAAUACAAAAUUGCAGAACUAUAAAUCUUAUGUGCUGAAUGGGUAGUUGCCUCUGGAGGGGCCUGAAUAGAUAAGCUCUCUGAAUGCAUCAGAUCUGGACCAGGAUCAGGUCUAGAACAGCAUUCUGUGCUGUAGGUAGUGUUUGGAUUUUUGCACCAUCCUCAAAGAACCCCUACCGAGAUGGAAUGUGUAGGAUAGCAUUUAACAAGCUGCUUGCUGGCUUUGAGCAUUGACAUGUCCAACACUGGAGUGCUUGUAGCAUUUUAGCGACGC
This is a messenger RNA of Coccomyxa subellipsoidea C-169, 1806 nucleotides long. RefSeq names its product kinase-like protein. Gene Ontology annotation, molecular function: ATP binding; protein serine/threonine kinase activity. Lineage: Eukaryota; Viridiplantae; Chlorophyta; Trebouxiophyceae; Coccomyxaceae. The transcript has 5 exons. The record is from RefSeq and is a predicted model, not a curated record. Gene Ontology annotation, biological process: protein phosphorylation; intracellular signal transduction. The coding region runs from base 171 to 1376 and encodes 401 amino acids. Gene Ontology annotation, cellular component: cytoplasm.